Molecule: messenger RNA, 3248 nt
Organism: Astyanax mexicanus (Mexican tetra)
Lineage: Eukaryota; Metazoa; Chordata; Actinopteri; Characiformes; Acestrorhamphidae
Gene: msrab
Product: peptide methionine sulfoxide reductase MsrA 1
Exons: 6
Coding region: 23-868 (281 amino acids)
Biological process (GO): cellular response to oxidative stress
Cellular component (GO): cytoplasm
Molecular function (GO): peptide-methionine (S)-S-oxide reductase activity
Source: RefSeq, a predicted model, not a curated record
ACUUUCUUCAUGUACAGGCGCCAUGUUUGUUGACAUUUGUAGUUACGCACACUCACACACAAACACACUCAAACACAAGCUAGCUCUCUCUAUCUCUCUCUCUCUUUCUUUCAUAACACACACACUGACACUUACACUCCGACACACCCUGGCGCGCGCACUCGCACACACACUCACCCGCGCGCUGCUCUGCGUCUUCACUCCGCGCGCGUUUAUCAUGGCCAGUAAAAGCUCCGGGUUGCCCAGUAAAGAGCAGGCUCUCCGUGGCAGAGACACCAGCAUGGCGGUGGCAGGCAAGCAUGCAGCCACAGGCCGUCCCACAGUGGAGCCGUUCCCAGACGGCAUGGAGAUGAUCAUGUUCGGUAUGGGCUGUUUUUGGGGAGCAGAGAGGCGCUUCUGGAAAAUUCCAGGAGUGUUUUCCACUCAGGUCGGAUAUGCAGGAGGGUUUACUCCAAACCCGACCUACCAGGAGGUGUGUUCAGGUUUGACUGGUCAUACGGAGGUAGUGAGAGUUGUCUACCCCAGUAAAGACGUGAGCCUGGAGACACUCUUCAAGGUGUUUUGGGAGAGUCAUGACCCAACUCAAGGUAUGGCUCAGGGGAAUGAUAAAGGGACGCAGUAUCGCUCUUCUAUCUACACAUACACUCCAGAUCAGCAGAAGCUGGCCCUGAAGAGCAAAGAGGCCUACCAGAAGGCUCUAAAGCAGAAGGGUCUGGGUGAGAUCACAACAGAGAUCCGGGAGAAUGUUGUGUUCUACUAUGCAGAGGAUUAUCACCAGCAGUAUCUGCACAAGGUUCCUAACGGUUACUGUGGGUUAAAGGGCACGGGGGUCACCUGCUCCUUCAGUUUGGGCAAAGACGAACUUUGACCCCACAGUGAGCAUUGAGUUAUAUGCAAAAAAUACAGUCAUAUGCAGUUUAACCAGAGGUGCCCAAACCUUUGCACAAGACUGUACCUAAUAGAAGUUAAUUACGGUAACAUAACCUCUAUAAUUGUAAUAAUGAUUAAUAGUGGUCUUAUUCCAGUAAAAGUGUAAUUACAUUAAUCACAACAAUGUUCUGUGUUUAAGCAUGAGUAGUCACAAGGUAAAAAUGCUUGCGUUUGUAUUUUUGAGACCAAGAUAUAAGAAAUAAAUGAAUAAUGCUGUAGCCAUUACAAACUGUCUAAAGUAAACAUUUUACAUUUUAUUAGAAUAUCUUGAUGUAGUUUGGAUGAUGUAGAAUCUCUUAAUGAGCCAAAGGUUUUUGAGAGCAUUAGCAUCAAUCACGACAAAGCUAAGACGCAGAAGCCUUAAUGGAGGAAAUGGCGUUGAACCAGUUAAAUCACUUCUACUCUUAUAUACGACUUAUAAACGGAUAAACAAGGAUUUAGCAGGUAGGAGAGGAAACAUGGAUAAAUUAUGCUUUACAGGAGCUGUGUGUGUGUCUCUAUGUGUAUGUAAAAGAAAGAGAGCGAGAGAAAGAGUGAGAGAGGUAGUAGAAGUAGAAGAAUGAAAAGAGAGAGGUGGGGUAAGAGAGUAAGAUUUAAAUACUGCUGUAAAAAGAGUGAAUUAUGUGAGGAAAUUUGCGAAAAUAAAAAAAAAUUAAAAAAAUAAAUAAAAUGAAUUACUACAAUAAGAUUACAGAUUAAUAACAUGCAUCAACACUUUAACCUUGACAGCACUAAUAUUAGCCCUUUACUGUUUAUAUUUUGAAUAUAAAAUUUAUUUUUGAUCCAUACAUAUUGUAAAGUUGUACAUUAAUCAAAGCUGUAUAGUUUUAAUAAUUUCUUUGUAUCCAUAUGUAUGUGGAUGCAUGACCCUUUAGCAUUCUUCUCAUAUCAAGGAUAUUAGAUGUUUCCUUCUUUGCUGGAAAGGCUUUUUACUAUUUGCAGGACACUUAGGCCCAAUUCCCCCUUUUUUCGAGUGUUACCCUUCCCCUUGGAACAGAGUUAAAUCCACCCCUAAGAAUUGAAAAAACCCUUAAAGCACCCGAUAUGUCAUCAGGAGCACUAAAGUUCAGUAACCGAGCUGCUGCUGCAGGUUAACUAGUUACCUUUAGGGCAUUGUAUGUCUUUAGAAAAAGCCAAGAUGAUGCAGAAAUGAAUUAUUAUUGUCCGUUUCUUAAUUUCUCUGUGAUGGGGAGCUGAAAUGAGCAUUGAUUAGCUUUUAUUUUAUUUAAUUUUUCUGUUGUGCCUUAAAUGCUGCAGCCCCUGCCAUCUGUUGCACCAUUUAAGGUGGAACAGGAAAGUUAGCUAGCUUGCUAGCUACUGAGACAAACUAGCAUUCUUUUUUAUGCUUGUAAUAAAGAAUUCAAGCAAUAAAACAUUGAAACUACACAUUAAACUUUGUUAACUAUGGUAGUGCUAAUUGUCACUUUUAACAAGGAAAAUACUUACAUUUGUGGGUUUCUUUGGUCGCUGGUUUGUCCAUCUUAUCAGUGAUUCUCAUACACCUAGGUUUAAAGUGUGCCUCUGAAAAAUCUCUGUAUGAAGGCUAACAAGCCAUAUCCCUUCCCCCUAACCUACCCCUCCAGCCUAAAGAGAAUCGGGACACCCUACCCUUCGGCGUGCACACACAACAGAGGGGUAGGGCCAAGGUCUGAAAUGAGAUUGGGCCUUGCUGUGUGGGGGGAACUUGAAUAAAUUCAGCUUCACAAGAACAUGGGUGUUCAGGAAAAAGGACAGCUUAUGAUGGAUUAGGUGAUAUUGGUCUAAUAUAUUAAUCUGAUUGUUUAAACAGAUUUUAGAAGAAGCACUAUGUAAAAAUUUUUGUUUUCAAAAAUAUAUUCAAUAAAUGAUCACUCUCAGUAACAAAAGAAUCCCUUGUUUUUUUAUUUAAUUUCUUUUUAAUUGUACUAAUGCCACUUAAAUGAAACACACAUCUCACAGGCCACUUUAUUGGAAUCGCCCCUCCCCCCAAAAUCUACUUACAUCUACUUGCUGAUCUCAUCAUUAGGAAACCUAACUUGAAUGAGUUUGUGUGAGUGUCACUAGGUGGCAGCAGAAACUGAUGGAGUGUAUUAAACUCCGGCAGAGUGAAGCUAAUGACCAGGCUGUGUUAUGAUGACAGUAGAGUGAAAUGCAUUGAAACGCUUCUGUAUGCACACACACAGACACACAAAUGCACAUAUGUGUGUACAACAAUUAAACACUUGCAUACACAUUUUACUGUAAAGUUUUGUAAAGUUUAUAAACAAAAUGAAUAAUAAAGGUAAUGAUGUAAAAAUUUUGAACAAAAAAUAAACUUAAUUUUUUAUUGUUUGAAAGAA